GCGGCCUCAGAGCCACCCGCGCCCGCCCCGCCCCGCCCCGCGCCGUCCCCCGCCGGCUCCGCAUCUCGCGCCCGCCCGCCAGCCGGCCCGCCCGGCGCCGGGCCAUGGCGCUGCUGCGGGACGUGUCACUGCAGGAUCCGCGGGACCGCUUCGAGCUGCUGCAGCGCGUGGGGGCCGGGACCUAUGGCGACGUCUACAAGGCCCGCGACACGGUCACGUCUGAACUGGCCGCGGUGAAGAUAGUCAAGCUAGACCCAGGGGACGACAUCAGCUCCCUCCAGCAGGAAAUCACCAUCCUGCGGGAGUGCCGCCACCCCAACGUGGUGGCCUACAUUGGCAGCUACCUCAGGAAUGACCGCCUGUGGAUCUGCAUGGAGUUCUGCGGAGGAGGGUCCCUGCAGGAGAUUUACCACGCCACUGGCCCCCUGGAGGAACGGCAGAUUGCCUAUGUCUGUCGAGAAGCACUGAAGGGGCUACACCACUUGCAUUCUCAGGGGAAAAUCCACAGAGACAUCAAGGGAGCCAACCUUCUCCUCACUCUUCAGGGAGAUGUCAAGCUGGCUGACUUUGGGGUAUCAGGCGAAUUGACAGCAUCUGUGGCCAAGAGGAGGUCUUUUAUUGGGACACCUUACUGGAUGGCUCCAGAGGUGGCUGCUGUGGAGCGCAAAGGUGGUUACAAUGAGCUGUGUGACGUCUGGGCCCUGGGCAUCACUGCCAUUGAGUUGGGAGAGCUGCAGCCCCCUCUAUUCCACCUGCACCCCAUGAGGGCCCUGAUGCUCAUGUCAAAGAGCAGCUUCCAGCCACCCAAGCUGAGAGACAAGACUCACUGGACCCAGAAUUUCCACCAUUUCCUCAAGCUGGCCCUGACCAAAAAUCCCAAGAAGAGACCAACAGCAGAGAAGCUUCUGCAGCACCCAUUCACAACCCAGCAGCUCCCUCGGGCCCUCCUCACACAGCUGCUGGACAAGGCCAAUGACCCCCACCUAGGAGCCCUCUCACCUGAAGACUGUGAGCUGGAGACUUAUGACAUGUUUCCAGACACCAUUCACUCCCGGGGUCAUCAUGGCCCAGCUGAGAGGACCCCCUCAGAGAUCCAGUUUCACCAGGUGAAAUUUGGUGCCCCGCGCCGGAAGGAAACAGACCCACUAAAUGAACCAUGGGAGGAAGAGUGGACGCUGCUGGGGAAGGAGGAGCUGAGUGGGAGUCUGCUGCAGUCAGUGCAGGAGGCCCUGGAGGAAAGGAGCCUAACCAUCCGGCCAGCCUCAGAACUCCAGGAGCUAGACUCCCCAGAUGAUGCCAUGGGAACCAUCAAGCGAGCCCCAUUCUUGGGGCAGCCCCCCUCUGAGCCUCCAGCUGAGGACCCUCUAUCCAGUCCCUCAGGAACACUGCCCCCACCUCCACCAAGCCCUGACAGCCCACCACUGUUGCCCACUGCCUGGGCCACCAUGAAGCAGCAGGAGGAUCCUGAGAGGUCAUCCUGCCAUGGGCUGCCCCCAACCCCCAAGGUGCAUAUGGGUGCCUGCUUCUCCAAGGUCUUCAAUGGCUGCCCCUUACGGAUCCAUGCUGCUGUCACCUGGGUUCACCCUGUUACUCGGGACCAGUUCCUGGUAGUAGGGGCUGAUGAAGGCAUCUAUACCCUGAACCUGCAUGAACUGCAUGAGGAUACACUGGAGAAGCUGAUUUCACACCGCUGCUCCUGGCUCUACUGCGUGAACAAUGUGCUGCUGUCACUCUCAGGGAAAUCCACACACAUCUGGGCCCAUGAUCUCCCAGGCCUGUUUGAGCAGCGGAGACUACAGCAACAGGUUCCUCUCUCCAUCCCCACCAACCGCCUCACCCAGCGCAUCAUUCCCAGGCGCUUUGCUCUGUCUACCAAGAUUCCUGACACCAAAGGCUGCUUGCAGUGUCGUGUGGUGCGGAACCCCUACACAGGCAGCACCUUCCUGCUGGCUGCCCUGCCUGCCAGCUUGCUCCUGCUGCAGUGGUAUGAGCCCCUGCAGAAGUUCCUGCUGCUGAAGAACUUCUCUAGUCCCUUGCCCAGCCCAGCUGGGAUGAUGGAGCCACUGGUGCUGGAUGGGAAGGAGCUGCCACAGGUGUGUGUGGGGGCCGAGGGGCCUGAGGGGCCCGGCUGUCGAGUCCUGUUCCAUGUCCUGCCCCUGGAGGCUGGCCUGAUGCCUGACAUCCUCAUCCCAGCUGAGGGGAUCUCAGGCUCAGCCCAGCAGGUGAUCCAGGUAGACAGGGACACAGUCCUUGUCAGCUUUGAACGCUGCGUGAGGAUUGUCAACAUGCAGGGUGAGCCCACAGCCAUGCUGGCACCUGAGUUGACCUUUGACUUCCCCAUUGAGACUGUGGUGUGUCUUCAGGACAGUGUGCUGGCCUUCUGGAGCCAUGGGAUGCAAGGCCGCAGCCUAGACACCAACGAGGUGACCCAGGAGAUCACAGAUGAGACGAGGAUCUUCCGUGUCCUUGGGGCCCACAGAGACAUCAUCCUGGAGAGCAUUCCCACUGACAACCCGGGCGCCCACAGCAACCUCUAUAUCCUCACAGGCCAUCAGAGCAGUUACUAAGUGUCAGGCCUGGCCAGUGCACCCUACCCUACCCCCUUGCCUUAGCUGUAGGCCCUGUGGGCAAUGGAGCCCCUCCCAGAUAGAGGAGCUCUGGCCCUGCUGGAGCUGAUGGGCAGAAAUAAUCCUAAGAAGUAUUUAGGGGCUGGGGAGGGAGGGGAGGCCACCCCUUACUUCUGCAGUAACUGGAUCAGAAGAAGCUGGGGUCACCUCCCCCUCCUGCAGGGGCAACCCAGUCCUUAGUGCCCCAAGGCAGGGGGCCCUGGGCCUUCCAUUCCAUUUUGUUCCAUAUUUCCUUUCCACUCAUUCUGCCAAGAGCCCGCCCCAGCACUCUGUCCAGGGGAACAAGGUAUUUAAAAAGAGAACUAUAUUGGUAUUAAUUAAACUAUAUUGGUUUGGUUUACUCCUCUGGUCCCUCUGGGUGGGGGGAAUUGAGCCCA
Molecule: messenger RNA, 3004 nt
Organism: Otolemur garnettii (small-eared galago)
Lineage: Eukaryota; Metazoa; Chordata; Mammalia; Primates; Galagidae
Gene: MAP4K2
Product: mitogen-activated protein kinase kinase kinase kinase 2
Exons: 32
Coding region: 105-2567 (820 amino acids)
Biological process (GO): protein phosphorylation
Molecular function (GO): MAP kinase kinase kinase kinase activity; ATP binding
Source: RefSeq, a predicted model, not a curated record